Messenger RNA from Spodoptera littoralis (African cotton leafworm), 868 nucleotides. NCBI's taxonomy places the organism in Eukaryota, Metazoa, Arthropoda, Insecta, Lepidoptera, Noctuidae. The record is from the annotation of a GenBank genome assembly.
AUGUACUACUACUAUAUACCUCUACUUGUAUUUUGUAUGUCUAGGCUUAAUUAAUCAAUGUUUAUCAAUUUCAGUUGCAAUGCCAAGUCGUCCUAGCUACGCCCAAUUAGAAGGUUUAGUGGAGUUUUUAGAACAAAAUCCAGGCGUAGCUAAGGGCUUAGUUCGAACAACCCAAGGCCAAAUAGAAACGAAGAGAAAGUGGGAAAAUUUAGCGACUUCUUUAAAUUCGUUAGGAGGUGCCAAUAAAAACGGCAGGGCUUGGGCGAAGUAUUGGGCUGAGAAGAAAUGCGCUCUACGGAAACAUUGUGCAGGACUCUCAGCGUCAAUGAGACGCACUGGUGGUGGAGCAUCAGACAACUUACCAGCGCUCUCCGCUUUAGAUACUAGAUUGGUGGCAGUAAUGGGUGGGCGAGAAUUUGCAACAGGCGAUACAAGUUUGGCGGUCAACCCAUUUCCUCAAUCGACUAGUCACAGUAGUCAUACAGAGCUACCUAUAAUGAUAGAAAUUGUAGAAACGGGAGAACAAGUAAUGCAAGCUAAUAAUAAUUCUCCUAUUCUUGGCAUGUCACACAUUGAUGCAAUACCAGCUUCAUCCACAAUACCUGCAUCGCCUACCCCACUUGAGAAUUCUAUACCUACUAUACCAUCAGCACCACGAACUCGCCGGCGGCGCCGAUCGUCGAUUUCGAGGCCGCUGGAUUCACAAAUGGAGCAGUUCUCAAGUAUCGAAGCACGCAGGGUUGAAGCAGAGCUAAUUACAGCACAAGCAUUGGCUAAAUUGUCAGAAAAUAUUGGCAAUAUAGCUAAUGCUUUGACAUCUAUUGCUAAUGCAAUUUCAGAUGUAGCUAGUAAAAUGCCAAAUCCUUAG